Molecule: messenger RNA, 219 nt
Organism: Glarea lozoyensis ATCC 20868
Lineage: Eukaryota; Fungi; Ascomycota; Leotiomycetes; Helotiales; Helotiaceae
Exons: 1
Coding region: 1-219 (72 amino acids)
Source: RefSeq, a predicted model, not a curated record
AUGUUUGACGCAUCAGCAAAGCCGCCGCAAAAGGUCCUACCACUUUAUGCCACUUUGACAUCGUUCUCGAAUUUAAAAGGUCCAUGUAAACGAUACAUACAGUAUCUCUCCCGUCUCUACGUUUUGUACGGUUCGAUACCAACCUCAGCCUCAUACCCGGUCAGGUUGAUUCGAACUGCGCCCCGCCAAGUACUGCGAAUGCGGAUGUCUCGUAAAUAG